This is a messenger RNA of Nelumbo nucifera (sacred lotus), 1068 nucleotides long. RefSeq names its product small ribosomal subunit protein eS6-like. Gene Ontology annotation, cellular component: ribosome. Gene Ontology annotation, biological process: translation. Lineage: Eukaryota; Viridiplantae; Streptophyta; Magnoliopsida; Proteales; Nelumbonaceae. The record is from RefSeq and is a predicted model, not a curated record. Gene Ontology annotation, molecular function: structural constituent of ribosome.
UCGCUUAGAAAAACCCUAGCUCGUUACGGGAACCCUAAGCAGGUGCAUUUCCCUCGAUUUUCUCCGCCUCGUCUGCUCGUCCCGGCGGCAGCGGCACUAGAUCAAAGAUGAAGUUCAACAUCGCAAAUCCUACUACAGGAUGCCAGAAGAAGCUUGAAAUCGACGAUGACCAGAAACUCCGAGCAUUUUUUGACAAGAGGAUCUCACAGGAGGUUAGUGGAGAUGCUCUUGGUGAGGAAUUUAAGGGUUACGUUUUCAAAAUUAUGGGAGGCUGCGACAAGCAAGGAUUCCCCAUGAAACAGGGAGUGCUAACCCCUGGUCGUGUUCGUCUCUUGCUACACAGAGGCACACCUUGCUUCCGUGGAUAUGGCAGACGCAAUGGAGAGCGGCGGAGGAAGUCUGUCCGUGGAUGCAUUGUCAGCCCAGACCUCUCAGUUCUGAACUUGGUUAUUGUGAAGAAGGGUGAGAAUGACCUUCCAGGAUUGACUGAUACUGAGAAACCAAGAAUGAGGGGUCCAAAGAGGGCAUCAAAGAUCCGGAAACUCUUCAAUCUCUCUAAACAAGAUGAUGUUCGGAAGUAUGUCAACACAUACCGCCGAACCUUCACCACUAAAUCUGGGAAAAAGUGCAGUAAAGCUCCCAAGAUACAGAGGCUGGUGACACCAUUGACUCUGCAAAGGAAGAGGGCUAGGAUUGCCGAUAAGAAGAGGAGAAUUGCUAAAGCCAAAUCGGAGGCAGCCGAGUAUCAGAAGCUUCUUGCCGGCAGGUUGAAGGAGCAACGGGAACGCCGAAGUGAGAGCUUAGCAAAGAAGAGAUCAAGGCUCUCUGUUGCCUCUAAGCCAUCUGUUGCAGCUUAGAUCGGUGCUUUAGUGAAUAUAUAGGAGUUAUUGGCUAGAGAAAUCUUGAUUUCUCUUGUCCAUUGUGAUUUUGUCUGGUGCUGGUGCUUUUAGGUGUUUUGGUAUUGUUUGAUGUUCAAGUAACUGAGACUAUUACUUUUGUCGGAAACGUAAUUUCUUGGUUGGUUUAUAAAUUUAGAACAUUGCUAAUCGAAUUAUGUUCAGAACAAAA